Molecule: messenger RNA, 1989 nt
Organism: Lethenteron reissneri (Far Eastern brook lamprey)
Lineage: Eukaryota; Metazoa; Chordata; Hyperoartia; Petromyzontiformes; Petromyzontidae
Product: BRICHOS domain-containing protein 5-like
Source: RefSeq, a predicted model, not a curated record
UUGCCAGAACAAAGGGUAAUAAACCUAUUAUUAUAAUCGUUAGUCAGUUAUAAUUAGGGCCUUUUUUCUUCUCUAUUACGCCGAUGUGUUUUCCCAUUUCCCGUGUGUUUGUAACUUGCUUUUUUAAGAUUCCGUAGCGUCUAAGCGAUUCGUGAAUACAAAUCCCUAUCAUUCCCGCUAUUCCUUAUAAUCCCAUUCGGUCGUCUAUCAGAGAGAGAGAGGGAGAAACUCGCCGCUAUGGGAGAUGUGGAACCUCCACCACAGCCUCUGACCCACCGAUUGAAAUGGGCAUCCAGCCCAAAACGCUCAUUGGCUCGAGAAGGCCCUUUGUCUUUUGACUCGAACAAUCUAUCUAUAUAUCCAGGAGUCAUUAUUCACAGAAAGGGGCUACAAAGGGGGGCCUCUAAAACCCAAUACACGUGGCAAAUGGCGCGGCACCAACACUCGGGCACGGCGCCAAACAUGCCAGCAGGUAAGGGGACACGGACGGACCCUUUGGGAAACGGUGCCCCUCAACCCUCUCGUGCACUGCGAGAAUGCGAGAAGGAAUGAUUGAACUUUGAGCGAGCUGCCGUGUCGCAAGAAGUCCAAAUACCUCCUACAGCGGCGUCACCACACUGCUGCACCUGCAGGUCAGAGUGGUCUAACGUAGCCUCCAUCAUCUCGUGAUCCGUCAACGCUGUCUUGGAGAGUCUCUGUAUUACAGGAAUUGGUGCGGGAUCGCUACGGAACCCCGUGGGCCGAAUGCAGGAACUGGACGGGUCCCGGACAGAGGGACCAGGAUCGCCGAUGGAGGGAAGUAAGAAUGAGUUGGGACCGAGGUCAGUGGAGAUGCAGCCAGGCCGAGACGGAGAACAUUCAUCGUCGUCGCACCCCAUUGGCUGGCAAUGCCCCCGAGCCGCCGCGUGCGCCGUGGUGCUGGCUGGAUGCGGGGUGGCCCUGGCUGGUGUGUGCGCCUUGUCUCUCCUCGCCAUCCUCAAUCGACGGUCGCACCAGCAGCAGCAGCAGCAACAGUGGACCCUGCCGUGCCGGGAGCGUGGUCACCACCGGGCGAGUUGCUCCCUGGAGGUGGACACCACCGGGGCCACCCUCACCGUGACGGUGCCACGGGAUUCGGCGGAGCCUGCACUGCUCGCGAUGGACGCGCGCCACCGAGUCGUGUGCUUGAGGGAGGCGCUGAGGAGCGGGUGCGUCGUGAGGUCAAUGACCCCGCGCGAGAUGGAGUGUGUGCGUCUCACGCUGCAGCAGGUCAAUUCUACGACGCCGGUGAUGAACGACACCGCCACAGCGAGGACAGACCCUGAGCUCUACGACCAGGUGGAUGAGGAGCUGGUUUUGGGAUCCACCGUACGAGCCCUUUGUAGAGCCCGACCGCCCAGACGGGCAAACACCCACGGCGGGAAGGAGAGAUCCCUGCUGCAUUUCUGCGUGGAUCUGUGCUUCCCAACCAACACCUGCAUCACUGUCUGCCUCUACUACUCGCCGUACUUCUGACUGCUGGGAAAACAGCAAACAUCACCGACUCGCAGCUGGCGUCGGGAAGUUUGCUUUGUAAAACUACUGUUGAUUACUUGAGGUGUUGGGACCAACUGGACAUCUGUGAAAAAAUAGCUUUAUAUCAUUAGACCUCCUUUGCCAGUACCAAAAUAUAAUAAUAGGGGUUUUCCCCCUUUUUUCUGGCAACAAAACUGAAACUUUUUUUUUUACAAGGAAUCAUGUUUGUAUUAACUACAAUACCUGCAGUCAGAAUGCUUACCCCGAGCCCUCAUUACUCUGAUGGUGCGUUGUCUUUGAGUUGUGUGCCUUUUGGUGUCUUCUGGUCGAACACCAUGUGAGACUAGGCUCUAGGGAAAGCUGUCUCUGGUGUGGACCAAUCAAUUUCAAGGACAAUGCAUACAUUAUCAGAAUGUGUUUCUUUGUUUGCAUUCUGACUGCAGGUAUUGUGGUUAAUGCAAACAUGAUUCCUUGUAAAAAAAAAGGUUUCAGUUU